AUGUCGAAGUUCAAAAAUUCAACGCUUGCAGGUCUAAUAGAAUCGGACUCGGAGGAUGACCAUUUGGUAGAGCGCAAGAUGACGAAACAACAAUCAGAAGAUACUACCGCGACGAAGAAAUUACGAGGAAGACCCAAGGCUGCUCCAUCGAAGGUUACAAAAACAAAAGCUCCAGCACGACGCACUAGUGGAAGGCUCAAUGGGAAGACAACACCAGAACAAUCGCCCCAGCAGAAGAGAGGAAAGAAGGCCAUAUUGGCAGACAAAACAAAUCGACAGAAGAAUUCCGAGCAAGAUGUAGAGCAAAUUGAUGAGACGGAAGAUGUUACUAUGGAGGAUGUAGCUUCGGGUGAUGAAUUAGAUGCUGAGGUUAUUGCCGUAAGGGAAGUCAAAACGAAGGCUGUGAAGAAAACUGCUGCCACUCGAGGUAGAGCCGCCAAGGCAGCGAUUCCGGAACCAGAAGUCGCAGAAGCAAUUUUACCAUCGGUAGGCAAAAAAGUUAGGCUAGGAAGGAAGAGAAAAGGAAAGGCACAGGAGGAACCCGCUGUGGAGCAAAUAUCACCUGAAAAGGUCAUCCUGGAAACCCAAGUACCAAAAAUAGAAGUCGAAAUGGAAGAGGAUAUCGAAGAAGAUGCGGAACAAGAGGAUAGCAUACCUGAGGUGAAACCGAAAGAAUCUCGUUCAUAUAAUGACUCUCGACGGCGACCAAUAUCUGUAUCUCGGCACCCAGCUGGCAGUGCAUCGGAUACGGAAAGGAAUGAGCCAGCUGUUAGACGCAGACUUGGUGAACUCUCAAAAAAACUUGAGAAUGUAGAAGGGAAAUAUCAGGAUCUUCGUGAAGUCGGGGUGAAAGAAGCGGAGAGAAUCUUUGACCGAUAUAAGAAAGCAGCAGAGGAAAAAACAAAAACCUCAAACGAACUUAUCACUACUCUAAAAGCGAAUCUGGCCACUCAAACCUUUUUAGCAAAAGAAAGUCGAACUUUGAAGAAGACAGUCGAGUCACAAGAUGCAUUAGUAACGAAUUUACAAGCCCAAAUCCAUCAACUAGAGUUAGCCUUAUCGGAAGCCCAGGUAGAAAACAAAACUUUAUCUACUAAGCUUGCAGCAAACCGCAAAUUAACAGCAUCAUAUGAGAGCGCAAAUGUCAAAGUUCCAGGUAGCGCUAUAAAAGCCAACGGUGGAAUGCGUAUGAUAGGAAGUCAAGAGGCGGCUCAAGCUGCCCAGGCAGCUCAAUUAAAAGAAGAUCUCUAUAGUGAUUUGACCGGAUUAAUUAUACGAGGAGUCAAGCGAGAAGCCGAAGAAGAUAUCUUCGACUGUAUUCAGACUGGUCGUAACGGUACCCUUCACUUCAAACUGGGUGUCGAAAUUGAGGCAAACGGCGAUGCAGAUUGUCGAUAUACGCCACUUCUAGACCCAAGCAGAGAUAGACCAUUAUUGGAAUUAUUGCCAGAUUAUCUCGUAGAUGAGAUAGAAUUUCCACGACCACAAGCUGCUAGAUUUUACGCACGGAUUACGAGAGCACUUACAGAGAAACCUGCAAGUAUGGGUGGACCUGUAGAGGAAAGUGAUGAGUAG
Messenger RNA from Sclerotinia borealis F-4128, 1575 nucleotides. Lineage: Eukaryota; Fungi; Ascomycota; Leotiomycetes; Helotiales; Sclerotiniaceae. The record is from the annotation of a GenBank genome assembly.